This is a messenger RNA of Oreochromis aureus, 569 nucleotides long. It is a transcript of the gene rpl27a, whose product is annotated as ribosomal protein L27a. The record is from RefSeq and is a predicted model, not a curated record. NCBI's taxonomy places the organism in Eukaryota, Metazoa, Chordata, Actinopteri, Cichliformes, Cichlidae. Gene Ontology annotation, molecular function: structural constituent of ribosome. The transcript is spliced from 5 exons. Gene Ontology annotation, cellular component: cytosolic large ribosomal subunit; ribosome. Gene Ontology annotation, biological process: translation. The coding region runs from base 72 to 518 and encodes 148 amino acids.
UUGUUGGGGGCAAAUCUCGCACAAAAUCGCGUUCGUUCCGAAUCCCGUUCCUCUUUCAACUAGCCUCCAAGAUGCCUACCAAGAAGUCGAAGACCAGGAAACUCCGAGGACAUGUCAGCCACGGACAUGGUCGCGUUGGCAAGCACAGGAAGCAUCCUGGAGGUCGUGGUAAUGCUGGUGGCAUGCAUCACCACAGAAUCAACUUCGACAAAUACCAUCCAGGAUACUUUGGUAAGGUGGGCAUGAGACAUUACCACCUGAAGAGGAAUACCUCCCACUGCCCUACCAUCAACCUGGACAAGCUGUGGACACUGGUGAGCGAGCAGACCAGGAUCAACUACAGCAAGAAGCCCGAUGGACCCGCCCCCAUCAUCGAUGCUGUGCGCGCUGGAUAUUACAAAGUCCUGGGCAAAGGCAAGCUGCCCAAGCAGCCUGUGAUCGUCAAGGCCAAGUUCUUCAGCCGACAGGCCGAGGAGAAGAUCAAGGCAGUGGGAGGAGCCUGCGUGCUGAUGGCAUAAUGAUCCUGUCUGUGUGUUUUUGCAGAAAUAAACUGUAUAAAUGGAAACUGG